Messenger RNA from Brettanomyces bruxellensis, 1527 nucleotides. RefSeq lists its product as uncharacterized. Lineage: Eukaryota; Fungi; Ascomycota; Pichiomycetes; Pichiales; Pichiaceae. The transcript has a single exon. The record is from RefSeq and is a predicted model, not a curated record. Gene Ontology annotation, molecular function: oxidoreductase activity. The coding region runs from base 1 to 1527 and encodes 508 amino acids.
AUGCCUCAAAAAAACUUUCACCAAACUAUCAUAAUUGGUGCCGGAAUAAGCGGUCUCAAAUCUUCAAUAGAGCUCACAAAAAAUGGCGUGGAUAACAUAAUUAUAGAGGCACGUGACAGACUCGGAGGAAGAUUACAUACAAUUAAGACGAAGACAGGAAUUCCGAUGGAUCUUGGUGCUUCGUGGUUUCACGAUUGCCUAGUCAAUCCACUUCUUAAGAAGACCUUCGAUAAAGGCAACGUUGAUUUCUAUUAUGAUGAUGGCAAAUGGGACAUUGUUACAAAGAAACACGGUGUAGUGAGUGACAAUUUAAAACUUAGGCCGGUUGCAGAUGAAGUUAAUGCAUACUUGAAGGAAAUUUGUACCAAGAAGUACACCCCUGCCACAGAUGUUAGUGUGAGAGAAGCAUGUUACGAUUAUUUGAAACAGAAAAAGUUUACACUUACCAAAGAGCAAUUGGAAUAUGCACCACAGUUGGUGAGAUACUUUGAACUUUGGAUUGGAUCUUCAUGGGAUCUUCUUUCGGCUCGAUGCAUCAGUGAAGAUGCUCAUUAUGGUAGAAAUGCCAUGGUGACAAAUGGCUACAUAAAAUUUUACAAUGAUGAGCUAGAAGAGCUAUUCAAAUUAAAAGGCCAUUCUGAAACUUCACAAUUGAUAGAAAAUGGGAACAUCCUUCUUAACAAGUGUGUCUACAAGAUCACUUUUGACGAUAAAGCUAAGCGGAUUCACAUCUAUACUCGUGAUAGGGUUUCCAAAACAAUUGAAGAAUUUGAAUGCGAAUAUUUGAUUUGCUCAAUUCCAUUGAGUGUUCUUAAGCUUCAGGAUUAUGCACAAGAGGGAGCAAUACAAUGGCAGCCACCUCUUCCUAUUGAUAUCAGAGCAAAAUUGGAUAGAAUUAGCUUCUCAUCUCUAGGCAAAGUUUUCCUCGAGUUCAGUGACUGCUUUUGGCCAAAUAAAACAGACAGAUUUUUGUGCCUUGCAGAGCCCGACGACACUUUAACUGAUGCUAUUGAGAAUGGAACCAAGAUCACAUUCUCCAAGAAUAGGGAUUCUUCAUGGUACAAAAUAGACCCAAGAUCCAGCCCAGAUCCUUUCAAGUAUAGUGUCUUAUUUAUGAACUUAUCAAGAGCUGCGAAGGUGCCCGUUCUUCUUGCAUUGAUUGCAGAGCCACUUACUCAAUACAUUGAGAGCAGCUCAAACGAGAAGGUCUGGCAAUUUUUCGAGCCGUUAGUUGCUAAUAUUAGUGGAAAGAAGACCAUUCCAGCCCCGAUUAGCAUUCAUCAUACCGUCUGGUCCAGUGACCCAUUUUCUAGAGGAUCAUACACAGGAUUGACAAUUGGAGAUGACCCGGAUGCGUGCGUUGAUUCGCUUAUAGAGGUAAAAGAUAUCUUUGAUGGUACAGGAAGAGUUAGAUUUGUUGGAGAAGGUGUCACAAAGGAAGCCAGUGGAUGUGUUCACGGUGCAUGGAUGUCUGCCAAGAAAGAGGCGGGCAAGAUCGUGAGCAAGAUCAACAGAAGUAAAUUAUGA